AUUUUCAACGACCUGCUGUUUGGAUAUUUUCCUGUCAAACAAUUAAUGAAUCUCUUCUAUGAAAAUCUCGCACAUCAUCAUAAAAUAGUUUACUUUUGGAGCUCACUUGUUUUCGGCAUUUGGCUUCGUUAACAAUAUUCACAGCAACUGGCUUGACAUACGACUAAUUUUUGAUCACAGACAAACAGCCUGUCUUAAUCGUCCACGAACAUGGGUGACACCAGAGUACAAAUGACCGGUCAGGGAAGCAACUUCCAACAAUUCGACCAGUCCACCAAAAAUCAGAGAGAAGAGGAAGAGGCGACAGGGUACAACUUGUGCAGUGUGAUUCUGAUCGGACUGUCCUAUGCUCUGGUGGUCUUGACCUUUCCCAUCACCAUCUUCUUCUGCAUCCGAAUUGUGAAGGAGUACGAGCGAGCAGUCAUCUACAGACUGGGGAGACUAGAGGGCAAAAGGGCAUUCGGACCCGGCAUGUUCUUCAUCCUCCCAUGCACUGACACAUGCACUGUCAUCGACCUCCGAACUGUAUGUCUGAAUCUGCCCAGACAGGAGAUCCUUUCCAAAGACAGUGUGUCAGUGGCAGUAGAUGCAGUCGUCUACUUCAAGGUCGAAGACCCUGUGGCGUCUGUAAACAAUGUUAGUGAUGCGCGUGGCAGCACCAAACUCCUGGCGGAGACCACUCUUCGCAACACUCUGGGCACCCACACUUUGGGGGAGAUUCUGAGUCAGAGGGAGUCCCUCACCCAACACACUCUGCACAUAGUGGACCAGGCCACACACCCAUGGGGAAUAAAGGUGGAAAGGGUUGAGAUCAAGGACGUGUUGCUGCCCCAGUCCAUGCAGAGAUCUAUGGCUGCGGAGGCGGAGUCGGCCAGGGAGGCGAGAGCCAAGGUGAUAGCGGCGGAGGGCGAACAGCAGGCGUCCAGGGCCCUGAAGGAGGCGGCUGACGUCAUCAAUGAGUCACCAGCAGCUCUGCAGCUGAGAUAUCUGCAGACUCUGAACACCAUCAGUGCAGAGAAGAACUCCACCAUUGUGUUCCCAAUCCCAAUCGAGAUGUUCAAAGGAUUCGCAAACAGCGCCCAGAAAUGAGAAAUGAUGAUCAAAAACAAUAUAAAGAAAUGACUCGGAACAUUCAAUAAAGAGUGAAGAUAAAACAACUGUUUCAUAUUGUAGACACUUCCGUCUGUUAAUUAUAGCCCCCACCCAUAUGAGACUUAAAUUUUACUGUGGCGUUUCCUAUAUAUAUUUUAUUCGGCUUGGGGGCUAUAAUAAGAACAAACCAAAAGCGGACGUUUGUUAGUAUAUUUGAAGGCGACGUUUUUACUUUUUUUAGAUACUGGUAAAAGAAAGAAAGUAAAUACCGUAUGCAAAUAUUUUAGCUACAA
Symsagittifera roscoffensis is the source of this 1385-nucleotide messenger RNA. Its product is annotated as stomatin-like. The coding region runs from base 211 to 1089 and encodes 292 amino acids. Gene Ontology annotation, cellular component: plasma membrane. NCBI's taxonomy places the organism in Eukaryota, Metazoa, Xenacoelomorpha, Acoela, Convolutidae. The transcript has 7 exons. The record is from RefSeq and is a predicted model, not a curated record.